AUGCUCGCACCGCCAUCCCCAGACGCCGCGAGCAGUAGCAGGUCCAGUCACAGCCUCACACCUGUGGCAGUGACGCCCGCGACGCCAGCGCCAGCUUCUGCCUCUGCUUCAGGCUCUUCUUCGUCGCCCCCAGCACAGGCCGCAGCACCAGCGCCCACAUCCGCUGACCUGAACCCCGCCGACGUGCGCUGGAAGAUGGCCGUUGCGUGCGAUGUCUGCCGGCGGCGCAAGGUACGCUGCGACGGCGAGCGGCCAUGUUCGCGGUGUGCGCGCGCCGACAUCACCUGCUCGUUCUCCUUGCCAAAACACAUUGCAAGGAGGGUAGAGCAUGCCAACGCCGCGGCGGGGAGUGCAAGCCUGACGCCGGCGCCAACACCGCCUGCCCCAACAGCACCAGUAGACACAGACGCGAUACGCCCAACAUCUAGUGGAAGCAGCCGUUGCGCCGCUAGCAAAGACGGCGACCUCGAAGUCGCCGCGCCUCCUCCUCGCGCGCGCAAACGCUCCCUGUCACCGACUGGCCUUUCGCCACUGCGCGAGGUAAAGGCCAAGGUAGCCAGCGUCGAGUCGCUCCUCACUGUGCCUGCGCCGUCCCCGCGACCGCGGGCACUUUCCGCCUCGGACCUGCCUGUGCGGACAGCCAAGCCACCACCAGCACCCCUGCCCGCCCGGCGGCCGUCCACAGAAGCUGUGUCUACUGGACCGGCGCACCUCCUCCUGGUCGACGCCGACGACCAGCUGGUGCAUGCCGGCCCAUCAUCAUCCCUGCCCCUCUUUACCCGACUCGGACUUGUCUCGACCAUCCAGGUUUCCGAGCACGGCGAAGAUGGAGCGGCCGAGGCCGACGGCGACUUUUUCACCUGGCACGCGAACCGCAGCAUCCCUCUCGUCGCCCCACUCGACGACAAGGUCGACUACCUCGACCUCCUGUUCGAUGUGUGUGACAUUGAACGCAUGCACGCGCUCAUUGGGCUGCACCUCAACUCGCCAAUCUUCUUCCCCCUCCUCCACGGCCCGUCCUUCUUGGCAGAGUUUGCGGCAGUCACCCGUCGACGCCUUCUAUGCACACCCCAGUAUGGCGCGUUCCUCAUGUCCAUCCUCGCGGCCACCGCGCGCCUUGUCCCCGCCGCGAAGGACCUACUGCCAGCCGAGGAGCGGGGCGAUCCAGGACGCCAGUACUACGAGUUUGCCCUCUACCUCAUGCGGAUAAGCGGGUCCAAGCUGGAUAUCCGGUACAUCCUCGCGCUGUAUCACCUCGCAUUGUACACCCAGGGUAGGGAGCUCUCUGCUGGCGUCGCAUCAAGCUACAUUGGCGAAGCCAUCGGGCUGGCGUACGCUGCUGGACUGCACAAGUCCUACGAGGGCUUCAACCUCGACCCCAUCACGACGCAGAUCCGCAUCAGACUCUUCUGGGGCCUGUACAUCCUCGACACGUCCCUGGCAUACGCCCACGGGCGUCCGAGCCUGAUCAAGCUGUCCGACUGCACCAUCGACCUGCCCGCGGUGGAGGCCAUCAAGCGGACAGAGGUCGUCGACCAGCAGGAGCGCGAGCGCGCCGUCAGCCUCGCGGCCAGCAUCAAGAUGCUCGACGUGUUCAUCGUGCUUGGGCAAGUUUUGCCCAUCAUCAACAGCCCCAGGCAGCCAAAGCGCAGCUACCAUGACGAUGGAACGGUGCCGCUCACCCGCUCCGAGCUGUUUGGCCGCACUGCCCACCGCUUAGACAAGAUCGACUCCAACCUCCCGGCCUUCCUCAAACUCGACAAGGACAAGGACCCGAUCGGGCCAAAAUUCCUCGUGCUCCAGGGGCUUAAAGUGAACGCGGCAAUCACGUUUGCUCGCGUGCUUAUUGCGCGCGAGGCGCUUGUAGCCGAGCUCGACGCACCGCCCGCACCGACCCCGUCAGAGGUCCACCACCUGGAGCCGCCGGUCAUCAUCUCGCCUACCAACCCGGGGGCGCCACGCACGCCGGGGAAAUCGCUUGCGACGCGGGCCGCGGUGCGCCUCUCCCUCUCCCUCAUCCAGAUCUACAGCCACUUCCGGCACCAGGGCCUGCUCCAGCACGCAGACUACACGGCAGUGACACACCUCACGGCCGCUGCGCACACCCUGCUCACUGGCAUGGUGAGGUCGGCCGACGUGCUGCACGACCACCGUAGCGACUUGGUCUCGAUCGUCGAGCUGCUUGGCGCGCUGAGUGCCCGCUUCCCUGUCGCCGAAGCGGAGGCGCGACUUAUUGCUGAAGUUGGGCGACGACUUGACUCGGGCGGCAAGGAGGUCCGCGGGCUUGCGCUGCGCAUGCUCGCCCGUACAGACACGCAACGGCCACCGGCUCCGGUGCAGGUACCUCAAGGCUCAACAGUGCCCCUUCCACCGGUGGCGCCGCCACACCCCGACCUCGCGAGGCGCGAGAGUGGCGAGAGCAACGCGAGCAACGCCAGCCGAGGGAGUGUGCUGAGCUUUGCGAGUAGCGCUGGUGCAGCCAGUGCCGUGACAGAGCGGCCGGUCCAGCACAAACACGAGGACAGAGGGCGUGAUCAGACACGAGCACCAUUGCGCGAGUUCCCGCGACCUCACUCGCACGAGCGGACGCCGUCACACGAGCAUCAUCAGUACGAGCGGCGUGAGCCCGAGCGUGGCGGCCACCACGUGCAUAGCGACGAGGGCCACUCACACCGCGGCGACGAGCGCGGACACUCUCGCCAGCCGUCCCGGGACCCGCUAUGGAUCGGAGGGCUCCCCGUUCCGCGGCUUCAAAUCUCGCCGACCAAACAUACACACGAGCGCGAGUACUAUGACGACGAGGAGAGGCGCGACGCUGCCUACCAGGAGAGCCAUGAGCGCGGGCGGGGCGACUGGCCCCGCCGGCCGCCGCUCGAGCAGCGCGCAGUGUAGAAUCGUUGUACAUUAUGGGUAUGCAGGGU
Vanrija pseudolonga is the source of this 2921-nucleotide messenger RNA. Its product is annotated as putative transcriptional regulatory protein. NCBI's taxonomy places the organism in Eukaryota, Fungi, Basidiomycota, Tremellomycetes, Trichosporonales, Trichosporonaceae. Gene Ontology annotation, biological process: regulation of DNA-templated transcription; DNA-templated transcription. The record is from RefSeq and is a predicted model, not a curated record. Gene Ontology annotation, molecular function: DNA binding; DNA-binding transcription factor activity, RNA polymerase II-specific; zinc ion binding. The transcript has 4 exons. The coding region runs from base 1 to 2892 and encodes 963 amino acids.